UCGCGGGAGAAAGGGGAGCACAAGCCGCGGACGUCGGAGAGAGAAGACUAUAAAGCCACCGUCGCCUCCGAAAAAGCCGACUCCGCCGCGAGAGCUGACCCGAAAGAAUGGAUGCUAAGGGUUCAUUCCUCACCAUUUUCUCCUUGGUGCUUUUCCUCUGCUACCAGCAUUCGGCGGCUCACCCCGUCCACAGCCUCAGCCCAGCCGAGGAGCUGGCCGAUAUGGAGGCUCUUCUGGAGAGGUUGGAGGAAAAGGUGGCCUUGAUGGAGGACUUACAGAGCAACCCCGACGAAUUCGAAAUCCAGGGGGAGAGCCGGGCGGAAGACGACAUCAACGAUCAGCCCGCGGCCGACGCUUUUCCCGUCUUUUCCGACAGAACUUCCCUGCUCAAACACAUGAGGGGGAUUCAGGCUGCCAAGAGCAUGCGAGAAUCCGGCUGCUUUGGCAGAAGAUUGGACCGGAUCGGAUCCGUCAGCGGAAUGGGAUGCAAAGGGUCAAGAAGAAACUAAGAUCAGCUCCUUUCCCGUGGUGUGUGGAUUUCUGAAGAUUUUUCUGAUCUGGGAGCGCUGGAAGAGAGCGCGCUCUGCCUAUUUAUUUAUUUAUUAACUUAUUUAUUUACCUGCCUUGGUUUGCUUUUUUUCCCUUCCCUUUUUCAAAGAAGAAAUUUUCUUAUUUUCAGCACGGAGAACUUAACCUGAAAUAAUAAUUAAAGCUACAAUAUCUUGCUCCA
This is a messenger RNA of Python bivittatus (Burmese python), 730 nucleotides long. RefSeq names its product natriuretic peptides A-like. The record is from RefSeq and is a predicted model, not a curated record. Gene Ontology annotation, cellular component: cytoplasm; extracellular region. Gene Ontology annotation, biological process: negative regulation of systemic arterial blood pressure; cGMP biosynthetic process; neuropeptide signaling pathway. NCBI's taxonomy places the organism in Eukaryota, Metazoa, Chordata, Lepidosauria, Squamata, Pythonidae. Gene Ontology annotation, molecular function: hormone activity; hormone receptor binding.